UGGCGCCACUGUACGCGCAAGUGGAUUGUGUCCCGCGGAGGGCGCCACGCAAAUGCAAUCCACACGAGACGGCCGAAGCUUUCGCUGGAGUGGGUGCAAAAUUCGUAAUGGAAAAUCAAGCAGAUAAAAUCUAAUUAUUAAGGGAAUUAAAAAAUAUCCAAGCCAAGUUGCAGUUGGACUAGAGAUUUAGCUGGAAAUGGAGCUAAAGGAAAACUUUUUAUUCAUUUUACUCAUUUUUUUGUGGGAGAUUGCAGCUGGUCUGAACUGUACCCAGGCGCGUGUCCUGUAAUAAAUCCUGUUGAGAAAUUUGAUUUAGAUAAGUUUCUGGGCAUUUGGUAUGUGCAAUCCCACUACCCAUUCGACGAUGAACCGCAGCUGGAGUGUCAGCAUUUUCUCUAUCAACGGCAUAGCGGACGCUACUAUGAGUUUGAGCUGCUGCUGGAUAAUAGAUUUGCCAAAAAAGUGAUGACCCGCUCGACUGUUAUACGUUACGUGGAUGAAACUGGAGGCGUUGAGGUCAAGCGUCGCAAUAGCACCUAUGAUAAUUCGCCACAUAGGAAACCUAUACCCACUCGACCUCAUCGCUUUACCAUGUUCCCCGUGGCCGUGGAAUAUGACUCCUAUGUGGUCAUGAUCACCUGCAUUGCGCACCGAAGGGGCCAUUAUCUUGGCGCUUGGAUCAUGACGCGGCACUGCAAGCCGCCGGGCAAGCACAUUAUGGCCGCUCAGAAUGCGCUCAUGAAGCAGGAAGUUGAAGUUUUGGACAUGAUUGAUGCCAAGCAGUUCGAUUGCGAUGUCUAUGAAUGAAUAAAUGCAUGGCAACCAUAUUCAGGACAUUGAACUACUCCACUUGAUCGCUGACAAUUGAUACGCAAGCAACACGCGGAAGCCCUUAUCUAGACA
Molecule: messenger RNA, 903 nt
Organism: Drosophila subobscura
Lineage: Eukaryota; Metazoa; Arthropoda; Insecta; Diptera; Drosophilidae
Exons: 7
Coding region: 466-807 (113 amino acids)
Source: RefSeq, a predicted model, not a curated record